AUGAAACAAAAUUCCCACUUUCUGUCUCUCGCUCGUAAAAACCAACCUGAGAAAUCUCAUAAAAAGAGAGAAAAAAAACAAACAAACAAAAAGACAAUAGAAAAGACAGCCGCCGCCAAGAUCGUGUUAUUACGACGAUUUGACUUCCUAUCCAUCGCAUCUUCAUACGUACCUACCGAAGUCGUUAAGCUCAUUAUCUAUCUAUCUAUCUAUCUAUCUAUCUAUCUAUCUAUCUAUCUCAUUUUAUUCAUAUCUAUCUAUUUAUCUCUGUAUCUAUUUCACUCUGUUCAUAUACUAUGUAUGUAUGCAUCUAUCUAUUUCAGUCUGUUCUUAUUUAUCUAUCUAUCUAUCGACAUGAUAUUCUGUUCGUAUCUAUCUAUCUAUCUAUCUAUCUAUCUAUCUAUCUAUCUGUUUCAUUCUUCUCUCUUUCGUCUUCUCCCAGACCGUGAUCUAUCUAUCUAUCUAUCUAUCUAUCUAUCUAUCUAUCUAUCUAUCUAUUCUCGUCUGUUCAUAUAUCAGUCUGUUACUAUAUCAUCUAUCUAUCUAUCUAUCUAUCUAUCUAUCUAUCCUCGUCUGUCCAUAUAUCUAUCUAUCUAUCCACGUCUGUCCAUAUAUCAGUCUGUUCCUAUCUAUCUAUCUAUCUAUCUAUCUAUCUAUCUAUCUAUCCUCGUCUGUUUAUAUAUCAGUCUGUUCCUAUCUAUCUAUCUAUCUAUCUAUCUAUCCUCGUCUGUCCAUCUAUCUAUCUAUCUAUCUAUUCUCGUCAGUUUAUAUAUCAGCCUGUUCCUAUCUAUCUAUCUAUCUAUCUAUCUAUCUAUCUAUCUAUCUAUCUAUCUAUCCUCGUCUGUUCAUAUAUCAGUCUGUUCCUAUCUAUCUAUCUAUCUAUCUAUCUAUCUAUCUAUCUAUCCUCGUCUGUCCAUCUAUCUAUCUAUCUAUCUAUCUAUCUAUCUAUCCUCGUCUGUCCAUGUAUCAGUCUGUUCCUAUCUAUCUAUCUAUUUAUCUAUCUAUCUAUCCUCGUCUGUUUCUAUAUCAGUCUGUUCCUAUCUAUCUAUCUAUCUAUCUAUCUAUCUAUCCUCAUCUAUCUAUCUAUCUAUCUAUCUAUCUAUCUAUCUAUCUAUCUAUCUAUCUAUCUAUUCCCCGUCAGUUUAUAUAUCAGCCUGUUCCUAUUCAUCUAUCUAUCUAUCUAUCUAUCUAUCUAUCUAUCCUCGUCUGUCCAUGUAUCAGUCUGUUCCUAUCUAUCUAUCUAUUUAUCUAUCUAUCUAUCCUCGUCUGUUUCUAUAUCAGUCUGUUCCUAUCUAUCUAUCUAUCUAUCUAUCUAUCUAUCUAUCUAUCUAUCUAUUCCCGUCAGUUUAUAUAUCAGCCUGUUCCUAUCUAUCUAUCUAUCUAUCUAUCUAUCUAUCUAUCUAUCCUCGUCUGUCCAUAUAUCAGUCUGUUCCUAUCUAUCUAUCUAUCUAUCUAUCUAUCUAUCUAUCUAUCUAUCUAUCUAUCUAUCCUCGACUGUCCAUAUACCAGUCUGUUCCUAUCUAUCUAUCUAUCUAUCUAUCUAUCUAUCUAUCUAUCUAUCUAUCUAUCCUCGUCUAUAUAUCAGUCUGUUCCUAUCUAUCUAUCUAUCUAUCUAUCUAUCUAUCUAUCUAUCCUCGUCUAUCUAUCUAUCUAUCUAUCUAUCCUCGUCUGUCCAUCUAUCUAUCUAUCUAUCCUCGUCUGUCCAUAUAUCAGUCUGUUCCUAUCUGUCUAUCUAUCUAUUUAUCUAUCUAUCUAUCUAUCCUCGUCUGUUUCUAUAUCAGUCUGUUCCUAUCUAUCUAUCUAUCUAUCUAUCUAUCUAUCUAUCUAUCUAUCUAUCUAUUCUCGUCAGUUUAUAUAUCAGCCUGUUCCUAUCUAUCUAUCUAUCUAUCUAUCUAUCUAUCCUCGUCUGUUCAUAUAUCAGUCUGUUCCUAUCUAUCUAUCUAUCUAUCUAUUUAUCUAUCCUCGUCUAUAUAUCAGUCUGUUCCUAUCUAUCUAUCAAAAAUAUGA
This is a messenger RNA of Acanthosepion pharaonis, 2007 nucleotides long. The record is from the annotation of a GenBank genome assembly. Lineage: Eukaryota; Metazoa; Mollusca; Cephalopoda; Sepiida; Sepiidae.